Penicillium alfredii is the source of this 1644-nucleotide messenger RNA. RefSeq lists its product as uncharacterized. The record is from RefSeq and is a predicted model, not a curated record. The transcript has 5 exons. Bases 1 to 1644 code for a protein of 547 amino acids. NCBI's taxonomy places the organism in Eukaryota, Fungi, Ascomycota, Eurotiomycetes, Eurotiales, Aspergillaceae.
AUGAUCACUGGGCGCAUUUCAUGGCUGCUCUUCGCGUUCACUCUCACGCUCUGGGUCGAGACUGGCCGUUCCUUAGAGCUCCAACCGAUGGGCUCGCCUGUAGCUGAUCAUGGACGCAAUCUUGUGCGAGACGAUGACUUUUCUGGUCUGGAUCUUCUCAGCGUCGAGUCUUUUUUUUGGGGUGGGUCGGAAAAGGGUCGCUCUGCAUUAGGCAACUUAACCCUUCACAUGCCGGGUGAAGCCGAGAGUAUCAUAGCAAUGGAGAAGUUCCAACCACUACUGGAGUCUUCGCAAUGCACCAAAAAUAGCAUGACCUUGAACUUCAAGAACGAGAGAUCCUACCAGUAUGGCCAACGCAUCUGGAAAUGGGUCAACGACGCCGAUGAUCGCACUUUCGUUUUGGUUGCUGGGCACGGUCAUUGCGGUUGGAACAAGCACCGGCUCCCCUUUAUUGUUUCCAAUGUGCUGUUCAGCGAUACAAAGAAUACCGUGACGGUGACAGGCAAGGCUUCGGACUGGAAAACCGUCGCCCACACCUAUGAGCUUCUGGUCGGUGGACAUCCGUCGUUGGCCAAGCGUGAUGCCAGUCCGUCCUUCUCCCUGGAUUUCAACCACCCGCUGCCUCUGAGCAGCAAGUCUGUGUCGGUUGGGGAUGUUGAGUUCACCUAUGAUUGCGAGGACUGCGGAACGAAGGGCGAGUUCGACUUUGAAUUCCAAUUGAAAACAGAACUACUCAUCCCCAAAGGAGUAUCGAUGAGCCUGAGCCCACGGGGAGUCUCAGCCAACUUCAACCCUCGCUUGGGGUUGAGCGCCAACUUCACAGAUAAAAAGUCCGACGAGCGGGAGCUGGGACGGAUCCCCAUCGACGGCAUUUCCAUCCCCGGUGGCGUCCUGGAUCUCGGCCCCGAAGUGGUAUUUAGCUGGGGGUAUGAACUUGGCCCGGUUGUCGGCACCGCCGGCGUUUCCACUGGGGUAUCUAUUGGUCUUCAGGACGCAGCCAAGCUGGCGAUUGAUUUAACUUCCCCCGAUGUCUCCGCCAGUGGAUGGAAGCCCACGGUGUCGCAAAAGCCUGUCACGGUAGAUGCCUCGAUUAGUGCUGGGGUUCAGCUCAAUGCAAAGGCUACCGUGGAGUUGGCGUUGGAGGCGCUCGGUCAGGGAUUCGAGGUCGGCGUCAACUUAGAGCCAUUCGCCGGGGCAAAGUUCAACGUGGCGGCAUCAUCCGCUGGCGCCUGUCCGGAGGACCCGAAGAAACACCGUUUCGGCGUGAAAAUUGCACCCUCCCUGGGGGUCAAUCUCAAUGUCGAGGCAUCAACGGCCGGCAACGAGGAAGAACCGAUCCUCAGCCAAGCGAUCGCGUCGGUCACGAUGCCCUUGCCCUCAAUGUGCACCGGGUUUGGCUCUGGGCCCGGCAGGCCUGAUCCAUCCAAGCCAAAGAAGAAGCCAUCGUCUGAAUCUUCCCACGGUGUCACCAAAUCUUCUGAACAUGCUCCGACACUGGCGCUCUCAUCUUCUUCCUCCCCUUCGCCCUCUGAGUCCACACCACCUCCUACCGCCACUUCUCACACCACUACAUUGUCCACUACAUUGUCCAGAUCAGCCCCGUCCUCGUCGCCAUCAGUCCAUAGAGGAACCCACGAUAGUUGA